UCCACUUCGCCUGCGAAAGCGAAGGAAUUUCCCGCCAAGAACCUGGAAACCUGCGAAGCUGCCUGGGACCUGAACGGCUGAACCUGGAUCAAUCUGAGGCUGUUCGGGCCUGCAGGAUUUUGCCUCUCCUGACGAAGCUGAUCGCCUCCCGAGUUGGCUAGAAUCCCCCGCGCAUUCAGGAGCAAAUCGUUAGUGUUACCUUGAGAAAUCUGAUCGUUUGUUCUCUUUCUUAACUCAUCACAGCAUGGUGUUCACAUUUUGCAGAGAUGGCUUCUGAUGGUCCUCAAUGGCACUUCUGCCAGUUUUGUGGCAAGGGCUUCAAGAGAAAAAGUAAUUGGUCAGAGCAUGAGCCGCUCUGCAAGAACAAGCCCGACGCUCAGGGUGGCACAGAUAUCUUGAAUUUUCAUGUACCACGGCGAAAGCGAUCUGCGCUGCCAGAACAGCAUGUGAUGAAAGCGGAUCGGCCACCCGAAGAAGAGACAGAUGUUUUAGAUGCUCUCUUGCUUCUCAAAGAACAACCUGCCUAUCCUGGAGAAACUGAAUUUUCUGAUGAUGAGCCAGCUGCUAAUGAUCUGAGUCAGGUGCUGACAGCGUGCUCUGAUGAUAGAUCAUCUUCUGUGGAUUGUUAUGGAGGUGAUGAGAGGAGGGUCAAUGUGCAUCCCAAUGUGGUGGUGGAGACGGAUGAUCUCAGCCGAAAUGUUGGUUCUCGGGGUGUCACCAAUUCUGUUGAUGAUUCUGAUGUGAUUCAAAAGCAGAAAAGGAAGCCUGAUCUCAGUAUUGCCGAUUGCAGGGACCUUGUUGAGAUGCAACGGCAAAACAUGAAGGCUGAUAUCAAUAUUCCCGGGCACAAAGAUUCUUCUGCAAUGCAGAUGCAAAAUGAGACAAAGACUGUCAAAGAUGGUGCUGAUAUCAAUGUUCCUGAACACAGAGUUUCUUCUGUGAUGCAGAUGCAAAACGAGAAGCUUGAUCUCAGUCUGCUGCGUCACAAUAACAGUUCAGAUAACGAGGUAUCGACCCUCAGUGACAGCCCUAUGGAUGAUUCCAAUGCCCUGGUUCCAACUGAUACAAACUUGAAUAAGGAGACGAAGACUGUUGAUAUCUAUAUUCCUGAGCACAUAGUUUCUUCUGUGAUGCAGAUGCAAAACGAGAAGCCUGGUCUAGAUCUGCUGCCUCACAAUAACAGUUCAGAUAAAGAGGAAUCAACCCUCAGUAGCAGCUCUAUGAAUUAUUGCAGUACCCUGGUUCCCACUGAUAUAAAUUCAGAUAAGGAGACGAAGACAGUCAGUGGUGAUCAAAAUGCAGCAGAUGUUAUGGGCACAUUUGUUGUCAGGUAUUACAGGCGCAGGAAGAAACAGUUGCAGAACGAUCAGGAGGCGUCAACGGUGAUGCAUUUGCAAAACGAGAAACCUGGUCUAGAUCUGCUGCCUCACAAUAACAGUUCACAUAAAGAGGAAUCAACCCUCAGUGACAGCUCUGUGAAUGAUCGCAAUGCAGCAGAUGUUAGGGACACAUUUGUUGUCAGGUAUUACAGGCGCAGGAAGAAACAGUUGCAGAACGAUCAGGAGGCGUCAACGGCAACAUGGCCAGCUACAGUACCACCAGGUUUAUCUUCAGAGUCACAGAAUUUGUUUGAGUCAGCAUGGAUUACGUCUAGGCUAAAGGGAUUAGGCUGUUAAAAUCGAGUCACAGGGAUAAAUGUUAAGUCUUGGAGAUAUUCCCUUGAUCUAUAAAAGGGAGAGCAGAAAAACAAACAAGUUAGUUCAGGCGUGUUUCAGAGCCUCUUCACAUCCACCGGAAACCUGUGUUUAGCCAAUAUCCUGCACAAGAGUAGAAGUGAAGUCCCUGCUGACUCUUGCAGUGAGAAAGGAGGUCCCUGAUUCUUCUUGAAAUGAAGCCUGAGGGUGAAUUCUGAAGUGCAGCCAUGAAGGUUGGUUCAGUGUGAGCCUACAUUAUUUUGUGUUUUGUCAAAGUUUUGAUGAUUUUUUGAUUCAUCAGUCUGAAACUAAAGACUUGAUCUUCCUCUACUGGUAUAUAGUAGUUAUAGGCCUUCUCAUAAGCAACAAAUGUACAUACUUCUCCAUUCAUUCACGCUUGCUUCCAUACUGAAGCAGUGCUGUUUACUUACAUGAAAUCGAUGAACA
Messenger RNA from Oryza brachyantha (malo sina), 2141 nucleotides. RefSeq lists its product as uncharacterized. Bases 267 to 1676 code for a protein of 469 amino acids. Lineage: Eukaryota; Viridiplantae; Streptophyta; Magnoliopsida; Poales; Poaceae. The record is from RefSeq and is a predicted model, not a curated record. The transcript is spliced from 4 exons.